Molecule: messenger RNA, 1292 nt
Organism: Anopheles cruzii
Lineage: Eukaryota; Metazoa; Arthropoda; Insecta; Diptera; Culicidae
Gene: carmine
Product: AP-3 complex subunit mu-1
Exons: 7
Coding region: 1-1236 (411 amino acids)
Biological process (GO): endocytosis; intracellular protein transport
Cellular component (GO): clathrin adaptor complex; cytoplasmic vesicle
Source: RefSeq, a predicted model, not a curated record
AUGAUACACAGUUUGUUUAUCGUUAACAGCAGCGGCGAUGUAUUUCUCGAAAAACACUGGCGCAGUGUAGUGUCGCGGACUUGCGUGUCAUACUUUCUCGACGUGCAACGAUUAUCGGCCAACAAUGUGCCGCCAGUCCUUUCGACGCCCCAUCACUAUCUCGUGUCCAUCCAGCGCAAUGGAAUCUCGCUCGUGGCCGCCUGCAAGCAGGAGUUUCCACCGCUGUUCGUGAUCGAGUUUCUGCACCGCGUGGUGGACACAUUCGAGGAUUACUUUACGGAGUGUAACGAAAACGUGAUCAAGGAAAACUAUGUCAUCGUGUACGAGCUGCUCGACGAAAUGCUGGACAAUGGCUUUCCACUAGCAACCGAGUGUAACGUCUUGAAGGAAUUGAUCAAACCGCCCAACAUACUCCGCACGAUCGCCAAUUCUGUGACCGGGAAGUCCAACAUUAGCGGCACAUUGCCCUCGGGUCAGCUAUCGGCCAUCCCGUGGCGGCGAACGGGCGUCAAGUACACCAACAACGAGGCCUACUUUGAUGUCGUCGAGGAAGUGGACGCUAUUAUCGACAAAAAUGGGCAGACGAUUUUUGCCGAAAUUCAAGGAUACAUCGAUUGCUGUAUUAAGCUGAGCGGCAUGCCGGACUUGUCGUUGUCGUUCAUGAACCCGCGUCUGUUCGACGACGUGUCUUUCCACCCGUGUGUGCGCUUCAAGCGCUGGGAAUCGGAACGGAUCCUCUCGUUCAUUCCUCCCGAUGGCAACUUCCGGCUGAUGUCGUACCACGUUGGCUCGCAAAAUAUCGUCGCCAUUCCGAUCUACGUUCGUCACAAUCUGGUGUUAAAAUCGGGCGAACAGUCCCGGCUGGACAUUACGGUUGGACCGAAAACGACCAUGGGACGAACACUGGAAGCCGUAAAACUAGACAUCUGUAUGCCAAAGGCGGUCACAAACUGUUCGCUGGUGGUGAACCAAGGAAAGUACACGUACGAUACCGUCAACAAGGUGCUUCACUGGGACAUUGGACGGAUUGACGCCACCAAGCUGCCCAACAUUCGUGGAACGGUAAGCAGACCGCGACUGACGUUGGUCGAUUCCCUAAUAGUGCACUUUACAAUCUCACAGAUGGCCGUAUCGGGGCUGAAAGUGAACCGGCUCGACAUGUACGGCGAAAAGUACAAACCGUUCAAGGGCGUAAAGUACGUCACGAAGGCGGGCAAGUUCCAGAUCCGCAUGUGAACUCGCCGCCGCCGCCGCCAUCGGGCGGUUCGGAACGCAAACCCAUUUAUUACGAA